Sphaeroforma arctica JP610 is the source of this 234-nucleotide messenger RNA. RefSeq lists its product as hypothetical. Lineage: Eukaryota; Ichthyosporea; Ichthyophonida. The transcript is spliced from 2 exons. The coding region runs from base 1 to 234 and encodes 77 amino acids. The record is from RefSeq and is a predicted model, not a curated record.
AUGAUUACCCGAAACCGAGAAAGACGCCGACGGCAGCCUCACCACCAGCAAGCCAGAAACCCAGCAAGUCUGGCUUCUAAUAUGGACCAAUGGUUCAAGACACACCUGCUCAUCGGGUUCGACACAAGUUUCCUAAGAUGGUCAGGAGCCUUUGAUAUGGAGGGACAACUGCUCAGUGUCAUCCAUGGACCCAUGGCUGUAGACUUCGAUGGAUAUUUCUAUGUUUUAAACUAG